UGCGCAACGUGAUAUCAUGCGCUGGACAUUCCUGUUUAAUAACAACUUCCGCUUCUUCUCUGCAGCAAGGGGAUAUCAGAAACGUUGUCACAAGGUUUAACAAGGUUUUCCCGAACGUUUCAUCGGUUUACAGCGUGGGGAACUUAAAUGGAGCAUGAAGAUGGAAAUAAUUACGACUGGUCGAUGGAGCGAAGAGUGCAAGGUUUGGUGAACAAACAUAUGGCGGACAUCGCUCUCGAAACCCUCCAGCAGAGGCUGACUGCGGUGUCCGAUGAGAUGCACAGUCUGGCUCAACAUGUCUCCAGACGCUCAGGUGACGAGUUCAAAGACGAGCCGCGAAGAGGGGACGGCAGCUUCGGCGUGGAGCCGCCGCUCUCCUCCCCCUGCAGCUCCGCAGCCACGGACAAGUUCGUCACCGCUUCAUCCACAGAGACUGCAGCUCAGCGGAAGAUCAUCGCCCUGCUGGUGGAGAUCAAAGAGGAACAGCAGAGGCAGUGGGCGGUGCUGAGGGAUCUUCAGGCCCGACUGCAGGGUCAAACAGGUUAUGAGGAGGAAGAUGUGGAAGCUCUGGACAUGGAUCUCCCACUGAGGACCCUUCAGCAGCUAGAUGAGAUGGAGAGACAGCUGGAGGAGCCAGGAAUACAGAAGAGAAUGGUGUCUUACCUGUCCCGUAUGGGUGGGGCUACAGUUGAUGAUGCAGUGAGACGUCUCAUGCAAGCUGUGCUUUCAUUUGCUGUUGGUUCUGAGCUAAACUGGGUGGGCCGUGGACAGAAGAGGAGCUUUAGGAACACUCGCCUCCAAGGGGUCCUCUUCCGUGCUCUGAAACGGACACCAGUAGGUAAGGAGGCCACACAUCACGAGUACGCUGAUGUGGUGAAGAAAUGGCUGCGGUUUGCCCCAUUCAGACAGGGAGGGACUGGUCGUCGCUGCUGCAAACCUCCUGCAGAGUUUCCAGAUUCUGAGGAAACUGACAGUUUUAACCAAAGCUGCACACACUGAUAUUUAUCUCACUCCAAGAAACAAGGGUUUCAAUUCCAGGACAGACUAUCCAAAUGUGAAAAAAUCCACACUAUGCAUGAAAGGAUUUCUAUUAAGAUAGAAAUAUUAUUUCAAUUUUUUUUCUUAAAGAUACUCACACAGUG
This is a messenger RNA of Lates calcarifer (barramundi perch), 1142 nucleotides long. RefSeq lists its product as uncharacterized. Lineage: Eukaryota; Metazoa; Chordata; Actinopteri; Centropomidae. The coding region runs from base 148 to 999 and encodes 283 amino acids. The record is from RefSeq and is a predicted model, not a curated record. The transcript has 4 exons.